This is a messenger RNA of Trifolium pratense (red clover), 1897 nucleotides long. Its product is annotated as dihydropyrimidinase-like. Gene Ontology annotation, cellular component: cytoplasm; cytosol. Bases 130 to 1746 code for a protein of 538 amino acids. NCBI's taxonomy places the organism in Eukaryota, Viridiplantae, Streptophyta, Magnoliopsida, Fabales, Fabaceae. The transcript is spliced from 14 exons. Gene Ontology annotation, biological process: pyrimidine nucleobase catabolic process. The record is from RefSeq and is a predicted model, not a curated record. Gene Ontology annotation, molecular function: dihydropyrimidinase activity.
UCAUUGGCAUUAGCAUUCAUUCCAUAAAGUGCCACGUUGAGAGAGUUCAUGUCUAUUGUUUGUUGAUCUGAAUAUCAAAAUAUAGAAACAGCUGCUGAGGUUAUGGUCGUGUAGUAGUAGUGAAUAGUGAUGAUGAGCUUCAGUUUUCAACUCCUUCUUCAUACCAUCUUUUCUCUUAUCUUCUUUCUUAUCAGUGCUUCAUCUUCACAACACUCUAAUCAGUUUUGUGAAGCUGGAAUUGGAUACGGAGAGUCCACAUGUGGAACUGCAAUUCCAUCAUCAUCAUCCAAGUUGUUGAUCAAAGGUGGUACUGUGGUCAACGCUCACCACCAACAUCUUGCUGAUGUUUAUGUCGAAAAUGGCAUCAUUGUUACUGUCCAACCAAAUAUCAUGGUUGGAGAUGAUGUGUAUGUGAUAGAUGCCACCGGCAAGUUUGUCAUGCCAGGAGGCAUUGAUCCUCACACUCACCUAGAGAUGGAUGCAAUAGGUAUUACAACAGUAGAUGACUUCUUCAGUGGUGAGGCUGCAGCAUUAGCUGGUGGAACAACAAUGCACAUUGACUUCGUUAUGCCAGUUAAUGGAAAUUUAACAGCUGGUUUUGAAGUCUAUGAAAACAAGGCAAAGAAGUCUUGUAUGGAUUAUGGCUUCCAUGUGGCAAUUACCAAAUGGGAUGAAUCUGUUUCAAGGGAUAUGGAGAUCAUGGUCAAGGAGAAAGGGAUCAACUCUUUCAAGUUUUUCAUGGCAUACAAAGGAAUCAUUAUGGUCAACGAUGAACUUCUUCUGCAAGGAUUAAAGAAGUGCAAGUCUCUUGGUGCCUUAGCCAUGGUCCAUGCAGAAAAUGGUGAUGCAGUGGAUGCUGGGCAACAGAAAAUGAUAGAACUUGGAAUAACCGGUCCUGAAGGGCAUCCUCUUUCAAGGCCUGCAGCUUUGGAAGGAGAGGCGACAUCUCGUGCAAUACGCUUAGCAGAUUUUGUGAACACUCCUUUAUAUGUGGUUCAUGUAAUGAGCAUUGAUGCAAUGGAAGAAAUUGCGAAGGCUCGGAAAUCAGGACAACGGGUAAUCGGAGAACCUAUUGCCUCUGGUUUAGCCCUUGAUGACUCUUGGCUUUGGCAUCCUGACUUUGUGACUGCAGCAAAGUAUCUUAUGAGUCCUCCUAUCAGGAGUAAAGGACAUGAUAAGGCCCUUCAAGCUGCCCUUGCAACAGGGGUUUUGCAGCUGGUAGGAACUGAUCAUUGUACCUGGAAUUCGACUCAGAAAGCUCUUGGAAUUGAUGACUUCCGCAAAAUUCCGAAUGGUGUCAAUGGUAUUGAAGAAAGGAUGCACUUGGUAUGGGACAUCAUGGUGGAAUCUGGCCAAAUAUCAGUCACUGACUAUGUCCGAUUGACAAGCACUGAAUGUGCUAGAAUCUUCAAUAUAUAUCCGAGGAAAGGAGCUAUUCUUCCAGGAUCAGAUGCAGAUAUUAUCAUCCUGAAUCCAAACUCUAGUUUUGAGAUAACUGCAAAAUCUCACCACUCCAGAUCAGACACAAAUGUGUAUGAGGGAAGAAAAGGAAAGGGGAAAAUUGAAGUGACUAUAUCAAGAGGAAGAGUUGUUUGGGAAAAUAAUGAACUGAAGGUUACUCCUGGUACUGGAAAAUACAUAGAAAUGCCUCCUUAUAGUUAUCUGUUUGAUGGAUUGGACAAAAAAGAUGCCAUUUAUCUAAAUUCCCUUCAAGCUCCAGUAAAGAGAGCCAAAUCCACAACUUAAAUUUUUUUUGGUAUUUUUCUAUACUGAAAUAUGUACUCUGGAGGAAAACAAUAGUUUGUGUUAGUAUAGUUUUUCCAUGCAAACAGAAAAAAAACAUGUGUACUAAGAAAGCUUCAACUGUAUGUUGAAUAAAUAAAUGUGUUUUGUGUUA